UCCAUCCGGCCCGCACAAGCUGAGCACAACUCAAACACUACCCCUGCUGCCCUGCAGACCACCCGUCGUCUGUCUCGCCGGCUCGCCGCCUCCUAAACCCCCCGCCACCGCCUCCCCCGUCUCUCUCCCCCCGCCGCCUCUCCCGCUCCGCCCCGGCGCCAUGUCGGUGACGCUGCACACGAACCUGGGCGACAUCAAGUGCGAGGUGUUCUGCGACCAGGUGCCCCGCACGGCUGAGAACUUCCUUGCCCUCUGCGCCAGCGGCUACUACGACGGCACCGUCUUCCACCGCAACAUCAAGGGCUUCAUGAUCCAGGGCGGCGACCCCACCGGCACCGGCAAGGGCGGCGCAUCCAUCUGGGGCGCCAAGUUCGCCGACGAGUUCAGGGAGUCCCUCAAGCACAACGCAAGGGGGAUCAUGUCGAUGGCCAACAGCGGGCCAAACACCAACGGCAGCCAGUUCUUCAUCACCUACGCCAAGCAGCCGCACCUCAACGGACACUACACCAUCUUCGCCAAGGUCAUCCACGGAUUCGAGGUCCUCGACCUCAUGGAGAAGGCGCAGACCGGACCGGGGGACAGGCCGCUCGCCGAGAUCAGGCUCAACCGCGUCACCAUCCACGCCAACCCACUCGCCGGCUGAUCCACCAGCACCGACCUGGAGAGCUCAUCCUGCAUCUUUGUGGCUGCUAAUCCAUGGUUUGGUCUGCCUGAACCUAUCCUUUGGUACUGCAAGCACAUCGUGUUGCAAAUUGAAAUGGUGGAUGUAACCGCGAUUUGCGUAGCGAUUUCUUGCCCAUCCUGAAUUAUGAAUUGUGAUGUGGAUUGCAAUUUCACAGGACGAAUCAUGAUGCAGAUGAUGCUGUGGGCUGUGGCCUGUAACUUUGAAGUGUUGGUUCUCCCCUGACAUGAUUAUUGGUUGGUAGCCGUUUAUAUUUGCACUGACUAUUAUGCUC
Messenger RNA from Setaria italica (foxtail millet), 956 nucleotides. RefSeq names its product peptidyl-prolyl cis-trans isomerase CYP18-1. Gene Ontology annotation, molecular function: peptidyl-prolyl cis-trans isomerase activity. The record is from RefSeq and is a predicted model, not a curated record. Gene Ontology annotation, biological process: protein folding; protein peptidyl-prolyl isomerization. The transcript is spliced from 3 exons. Gene Ontology annotation, cellular component: catalytic step 2 spliceosome. Bases 161 to 643 code for a protein of 160 amino acids. NCBI's taxonomy places the organism in Eukaryota, Viridiplantae, Streptophyta, Magnoliopsida, Poales, Poaceae.